Messenger RNA from Hipposideros armiger (great roundleaf bat), 8070 nucleotides. It is a transcript of the gene ARID1B, whose product is annotated as AT-rich interaction domain 1B. Gene Ontology annotation, biological process: chromatin remodeling; regulation of transcription by RNA polymerase II; positive regulation of DNA-templated transcription. The transcript is spliced from 21 exons. Gene Ontology annotation, cellular component: SWI/SNF complex; nBAF complex; brahma complex. The coding region runs from base 15 to 6668 and encodes 2217 amino acids. Gene Ontology annotation, molecular function: nucleosome binding; DNA binding. The record is from RefSeq and is a predicted model, not a curated record. Lineage: Eukaryota; Metazoa; Chordata; Mammalia; Chiroptera; Hipposideridae.
CGGCACCCGGACCCAUGCUGGGGGGCGGCGGCGGCGGCGACGGCGGCGGCCUGAACAGUGUGCACCACCACCCCCUGCACCCCCGUCACGAACUGAACAUGGCCCAUAACUCGAGCGCGGCGGCCGCCGCCAGCACUAACAGCGCCAAGAGCGGCGGAUCCGAGGCGGCUCUCAAGGAGGGUGGAAGCGCCGCCGCGCUGUCCUCCUCCUCCUCCGCGGCAUCCUCCUCUUCCUCCUCGUCGGGCCCGAGCUCGGCCAUGGAGACGGGGCUGCUCCCCAACCACAAACUGAAAACCGUUGGCGAAGCCCCCUCCGCACCGCCCCACCAGCAGCAGCACCACCAGCACCACCAUGCCCACCACCAGCACCACCAUGCCCACCACCUCCACCACCACCACCACCACGCAUUACAGCAGCAGCUAAACCAGUUCCAGCAGCAGCAGCAACAGCAGCAGCAGCAGCAGCAGCAACAACAUCAUCCCAUUUCCAACAACAGCAGCCUCGGCGGCGCGGGCGGCGGCGCGGCUCAGCCCGGUCCCGACAUGGAGCAGCCGCAACAUGGAGGCGCCAAGGACAGUGCCGCGGGCAGCCAGGCCGACCCCCCUGGCCAGCCUCUGCUGAGCAAGCCGGGCGACGAGGACGACGCGCCGCCCAAGAUGGGGGAGCCGGCGGGCGGCCGGUACGAGCACCCGGGCCUGGGCGCCCUGGGCGCGCAGCAGCCGCCGGUGGCCGUGCCCGGGGGCGGCGGCGGCCCCGCGACCGUCUCGGAGUUUAAUAAUUACUAUGGCAGCGCUGCCCCUGCUAGCGGCGGCCCCGGCGGCCGCGCUGGGCCUUGCUUUGAUCAACAUGGCGGACAACAAAGCCCCGGGAUGGGGAUGAUGCACUCCGCCUCAGCCGCCGCCGGAACCCCCAACAGCAUGGACCCCCUGCAGAACUCCCACGAAGGGUACCCCAACAGCCAGUACAACCAUUAUCCGGGCUACAGCCGGCCCGGCGCGGGCGGCGGCGGCGGCGGCGGCGGCGGCGGAGGAGGAGGAGGCAGCGGAGGAGGAGGAGGAGGAGGAGGAGGAGGAGCAGGAGCGGGAGCUGUGGCGGUGGCGGCCGCGGCGGCGGCGGCGGCAGCAGCAGCAGGAGGCGGCGGCGGCUAUGGGGGCUCGUCCUCGGGGUACGGGGUGCUGAGCUCCCCCCGGCAGCAGGGCCAGGCGGCCGCGGGCAUGGGCUUGGGCAAGGACAUGGGCGCCCAGUACGCCGCCGCCAGCCCGGCCUGGGCGGCCGCGCAACAAAGGAGCCACCCGGCGAUGAGUCCCGGCACCCCGGGCCCCACCAUGGGCAGAUCCCAGGGCAGCCCAAUGGACCCCAUGGUGAUGAAGAGACCUCAGUUGUAUGGGAUGGGCAGCAACCCUCAUUCUCAGCCUCAGCAGAGCAGCCCCUACCCGGGAGGUUCCUAUGGCCCACCAGGCCCACAGCGGUAUCCCAUCGGCAUCCAAGGCCGGAGCCCAGGGGCCAUGGCAGGAAUGCAGUACCCACAGCAGCAGAUGCCACCUCAGUAUGGACAGCAAGGUGUGAGUGGUUACUGCCAGCAGGGCCAGCAGCCUUAUUACAACCAGCAGCCGCAGCCUCCGCAUCUCCCUCCCCAGGCUCAGUACCUGCCGUCCCAGUCCCAGCAGAGGUACCAACCGCAGCAGGACCUUUCUCAGGAAGGCUAUGGAACUAGGUCUCAACCUCCUCUGGCUCCUGGAAAACCUAACCAUGAAGACUUGAACUUGAUACAACAAGAAAGACCAUCAAGUUUACCAGACCUGUCUGGCUCCAUUGAUGACCUCCCCACGGGGACGGAAGCAGCUCUGAGCUCAGCGGUCAGUGCAUCUGGGUCCACGAGCAGCCAAGGGGAUCAGAGCAACCCAGCUCAGUCACCAUUCUCCCCACAUGCAUCCCCCCAUCUCUCCAGCAUUCCUGGGGGCCCAUCACCUUCUCCCGUCGGCUCUCCUGUAGGAAGCAACCAGUCACGAUCUGGCCCAAUUUCUCCUGCAAGUAUUCCAGGCAGUCAGAUGCCUCCACAGCCACCCGGGAGCCAGUCAGAAUCUAGUUCCCAUCCUGCCUUGAGCCAGUCACCAAUGCCACAGGAAAGAGGUUUUAUGGCAGGCACACAAAGAAACCCUCCGAUGUCUCAAUAUGGACCUCAACAGACAGGACCAUCCAUGUCGCCUCAUCCUUCUCCUGGAGGCCAGAUGCAUCCUGGAAUCAGUAGCUUUCAGCAGAGUAACUCCAGUGGGACUUACGGUCCACAGAUGAGCCAGUAUGGACCACAAGGUAACUACUCCAGACCCCCAACGUAUAGUGGGGUGCCCAGUGCAAGCUACAGUGGCCCGGGGCCUGGCAUGGGCAUCAAUGCCAACAACCAGAUGCAUGGACAAGGGCCAAGCCAGCCAUGUGGUGCUGUGCCCCUGGGACGAAUGCCAUCAGCUGGGAUGCAGAACAGACCAUUUCCUGGAAAUAUGAGCAGCAUGACCCCCAGCUCUCCUGGCAUGUCUCAGCAAGGCGGGCCAGGAAUGGGGCCACCGAUGCCAACCGUGAACCGUAAGGCACAGGAGGCAGCUGCCGCAGUGAUGCAGGCCGCUGCAAACUCGGCACAAAGCAGGCAAGGCAGCUUCCCGGGCAUGAAUCAGAGUGGACUUCUGGCCUCCAGCUCUCCCUACAGCCAGCCCAUGAACAACAGCUCCGGGCUGAUGAACACCCCGACGCCGCCCUACAGCAUGACACCCAACAUGGUGAACAGCUCCGCAGCAUCUAUGGGUCUUGCAGAUAUGAUGUCUCCUGGUGAAUCCAAAUUGCCCCUGCCUCUCAAAGCAGACAGUAAAGAAGAAGGAACUGCACAGCCUGAGAGCAAGGCGAAGGAUAGCUACAGCUCUCAGGGUAUUUCUCAGCCCCCAACCCCCGGCAACCUGCCAGUCCCCUCCCCAAUGUCCCCCAGCUCUGCUAGCAUCUCCUCAUUUCAUGGAGAUGAAAGUGAUAGCAUUAGCAGCCCAGGCUGGCCAAAGACUCCAUCAAGCCCUAAGUCCAGCUCAUCCACCACCACUGGAGAAAAGAUCACCAAGGUGUAUGAGCUGGGGAGCGAGCCGGAGAGAAAGGUCUGGGUCGACCGCUACCUGACCUUCAUGGAAGAGAGGGGCUCCCCUGUUGCGAGCCUGCCCGCGGUGGGCAAGAGGCCCCUGGACCUGUUCCGGCUCUAUGUCUGCGUCAAAGAGAUCGGAGGGUUGGCACAGGUUAAUAAAAACAAGAAGUGGCGUGAGCUGGCAACCAACCUCAACGUUGGCACGUCGAGCAGCGCGGCCAGCUCCCUGAAAAAGCAGUACAUCCAGUACCUGUUUGCCUUCGAGUGCAAGAUCGAACGCGGGGAGGAGCCCCCGCCGGAAGUCUUCAGCACCGGGGAGACCAAGAAGCAGCCCAAGCUCCAGCCGCCAUCUCCUGCUAACUCAGGAUCCUUGCAAGGUCCACAGACCCCCCAAUCAACUGGCAGUAAUUCGAUGGCAGAGGUUCCAGGUGACCUGAAGCCACCUACUCCAGCCUCCACCCCUCAUGGACAGAUGACCCCAAUGCAAGGUGGAAGAAGCAGUACCGUCAGUGUGCACGACCCAUUCUCAGACACGAGUGACUCCUCGUUCCCAAAACGGAACUCCAUGACUCCGAGUGCCCCAUACCAGCAGGGCAUCAGCAUGCCAGAUGUGAUGGGCAGGAUGCCCUAUGAGCCCAACAAGGACCCCUUUGGUGGGAUGAGAAAAGUGCCUGGAAGUAGUGAGCCCUUCAUGACGCAAGGACAGAUGCCCACUAGCACCAUGCAGGACAUGUACAACCAAAGUUCCUCCGGAGCCAUGUCCAGCCUGGGCAUGGGGCAGCGGCAGCAGUUUCCCUAUGGGACCAGUUAUGAUCGAAGGCAUGAACCUUACGGGCAGCAGUACCCAGGCCAAGGCCCUCCCUCAGGACAGCCGCCAUAUGGAGGACACCAGCCUGGCCUGUAUCCACAGCAGCCGAAUUACAGACGCCAUAUGGACGGCAUGUAUGGGCCUCCAGCCAAACGCCACGAGGGGGACAUGUACAAUGUGCAGUACGGCGGUCAGCAGCAGGAGGUGUAUAACCAGUACGGAAGCUCCUACUCGGGGCCCGACAGGAGGCCCAUCCAGGGGCAGUACCCGUACCCCUACAACAGAGAGAGGAUGCAGGGCCCGGGCCAGAUACAGCCGCAUGGGAUCCCCCCCAUGAUGGGCGGCCCCAUGCAGUCGUCCUCCGGCGAAGGGCCUCAGCAGAGCAUGUGGGCGACUCGCAACGAUAUGCCUUACCCCUACCAGAACCGGCAGGGCCCCGGCGGCCCUGCUCAGGCACCUCCGUAUCCAGGCAUGAAUCGCACGGAUGACAUGAUGGUACCUGAUCAAAGGAUAAACCACGAGAGCCAGUGGCCUUCUCACAUCAGCCAACGUCAGCCUUAUAUGUCCUCCUCAGCCUCCAUGCAGCCCAUCACGCGCCCGCCUCAGUCAUCCUACCAGACGCCGCCGUCACUGCCAAACCACAUCUCCAGAGCGCCCAGCCCCGCCUCCUUCCAGCGCUCUCUGGAGAGCCGCAUGUCUCCAAGCAAGUCGCCCUUCCUACCCUCGAUGAAGAUGCAGAAGGUCAUGCCCACAGUCCCCACGUCCCAGGUCACGGGGCCGCCCUCCCAACCGCCCCCCAUCAGGAGGGAGAUCACCUUCCCGCCUGGCUCAGUGGAAGCAUCCCAGCCAGUCUUGAAACAAAGGCGAAAGAUUACCUCAAAAGAUAUCGUUACUCCAGAGGCAUGGCGUGUGAUGAUGUCCCUGAAGUCAGGUCUUUUGGCUGAAAGUACUUGGGCUUUGGACACUAUUAAUAUUCUCCUAUAUGAUGACAGCACUGUCGCUACAUUCAAUCUCUCCCAGUUGUCUGGAUUUCUCGAACUUUUAGUAGAGUACUUUAGAAAAUGCCUGAUUGACAUUUUUGGGAUUCUUAUGGAAUAUGAAGUGGGAGACCCCAGCCAAAAAGCACUUGACCACAACGCGGUGACGAGAGGUGACAGCCAGCCCUUGGCCAACGAUUCUGGAAAAGAGGACGAAGAUGCCGAAUGUAUUGAGGAGGAGGAGGUCGACGAGGACGAGGAGGAGGAGGAAGACAGUGGAAAGGCAGAGCCCGAGGAGAAGAGCAGCAUGGCCUUGAGCCCUGCUGACGCCGCUGCAGACCCAAAGGAGAAGCCCAGGCAAGCCAGCAAGUUCGACAAGCUGCCAAUAAAGAUAGUCAAAAAGAACAACCUGUUCGUGGUGGACCGAUCUGACAAGCUGGGGCGCGUUCAGGAGUUCAGCAGCGGCCUUCUGCACUGGCAGCUGGGCGGCGGCGACACCACCGAGCACAUCCAGACUCACUUUGAGAGCAAGAUGGAAAUUCCUCCGCGCCGGCGUCCUCCUCCCCCUAUAGGCUCCACCAGCCGAAAGAAAGAGCAAGAAGGCAAAGGGGAUUUCGAAGAACAGCAAGAGAAGAGCAUCAUUGCGACCAUUGAUGACGUCCUAUCUGCCCGACCGGGGGCGCUGCCCGAAGACGGGAACCCGGGCGCCCAAGCCGAAAGCAGCAAGUUUCCCUUCGGCAUACACCAGGCCAAGAGCCACCGGAACAUCAGGCUCCUGGAGGACGAGCCGCGGAGCCGGGACGAGACCCCUCUCUGCACCAUCGCGCACUGGCAGGACUCCCUGGCGAAGCGCUGCAUCUGUGUGUCAAAUAUUGUGCGUAGCUUGUCGUUUGUGCCUGGCAAUGACGCCGAGAUGUCCAAACAUCCAGGCUUGGUGCUGAUCCUGGGGAAGCUGAUUCUUCUUCACCAUGAGCAUCCAGAGAGAAAACGAGCACCGCAAACCUACGAGAAAGAGGAAGACGAGGACAAAGGGGUGGCCUGCAGCAAAGACGAGUGGUGGUGGGACUGCCUGGAGGUCUUAAGGGACAACACGUUGGUCACGUUAGCCAACAUCUCCGGGCAGCUAGACUUGUCUGCUUACACGGAAAGCAUCUGCCUGCCCAUCCUGGAUGGCUUGCUGCACUGGAUGGUGUGCCCGUCUGCAGAGGCACAAGACCCCUUCCCCACUGUGGGGCCCAACUCUGUCCUGUCGCCUCAGAGACUUGUGCUGGAGACCCUCUGUAAGCUCAGCAUCCAGGACAAUAAUGUGGACCUGAUCUUGGCCACACCUCCGUUUAGCCGUCAGGAGAAAUUCUAUGCCACGUUAGUUAGGUACGUUGGGGAUCGCAAAAACCCAGUCUGUCGAGAAAUGUCCAUGGCGCUUUUAUCGAACCUUGCCCAAGGGGACACGCUGGCAGCAAGGGCCAUAGCUGUGCAAAAAGGAAGCAUUGGAAACUUGAUAAGCUUCCUGGAGGACGGGGUCACGAUGGCCCAGUACCAGCAGAGCCAGCACAGCCUCAUGCACAUGCAGCCCCUGCCUCUGGAGCCGCCCAGCGUGGACAUGAUGUGCAGGGCGGCCAAGGCCCUGCUGGCCAUGGCCAGGGUGGACGAGAACCGCUCGGAGUUCCUCUUGCACGAGGGUCGGUUGCUGGACAUCUCGAUAUCGGCCGUCCUGAACUCUCUGGUCGCGUCUGUCAUCUGUGAUGUACUGUUUCAGAUCGGGCAGUUAUGACAUCAGUGAGAAGGCAGCAUGUGUGAGUGAAGACUAGAGGCUCCCGUGUAACUGGCUGUUUUCUGUUCUUGUUUAUCCAGCGUAGGAAGAAGGAAAAGAAAAUCUUUGCUCCUCUGCCCCAUUCACUAUUUACCAAUUGGGAAUUAAAGAAAUAAUUAAUUUGAACAGUUAUAAAAUUAAUAUUUGCUGUCUGUGUGUAUAAGUACAUCUGUUUGGGUUGUUUUGUUUUGUUUUGUUUUGUUUAACCAAAGUUGCUGUCUAGUGCAUUCAAAGGUCACUUUUUGUUUUUCACAGAUUUUCUUUUUAAUGUUCUUUUCCAUGUUGUAUUGCAUUUUUUUGGGAAGCGAAUUGACUUUAAAGAAAAAAGAUGUGGCAAAACAUGCUAAGUUGGGAAAAGUUCACCACACUGAGGCAAAAAGUUGAAAAGUUAUCAAUUUCCUAGGCAUGUUAUUCUUCAGAUAAUGAAAUAAAAACUGUGUCCCAUCGCCCAAAGCUCUGUGCAAUAGAAACAUCUAGAAAUGUAGGUAUAGGGGCUCAAGGAGGUGUGUCAGUCAGUAGUCAAACUGAAAUGAUACUGGUUUCUCCACAGGAAAAUGGUUACAUUAGGCUAGGAGCAAAAACGAUGUUUUGUUUUGUUUUUUAAGUUAAGAUUGAAAAUACAUACCUGACAACGAUCAACGGAAAUUGCUUCCUCACCACUACCGUCAUGUCUGCUGUCUGUCUUUUGACCUUCCACAUGACAGUUCUUCACAAUUCCUUUAAUCAUUUUUUAAAUAUUUUUUUUACUGCCUAUGGGCUGUGAUGUAUAUAGAAGUUGUACAUUGAACAUACCCUCAUUUUUUUUCUGUUCUUUUUUCUUUUUUUUUUUUUUUAGUACAAAGUUUUUAGUUUCUUUUUCAUGAUGUGGUAACUACGAAGUGAUGGUAGAUUUUAAAUAAUUUUUUAUUUUUAUUUUAUAUAUUUUUUCAUUAGGGCCAUAUCUCCAAAAAAGAAAAAAAAAAGAAAAAAUACAAAAAACAAAAACAAACAAAAAAAAGAGGGUAAUGUACAAGUUUCUGUAUGUAUAAAGUCAUGCUCUGUUUCGGGAGAGCAGCUGAUCACAAUUUGCUUCAUGAAUCAGGUGUGGAAAUGGCUGCAUAUGGAUUGAUUUAGAAAAUGGUUACCAGUACAGUCAAAAAAAAAAAAACCAGAAAAAAUACAACUAAAAGGAAGAAACACAACUUCAAAGAUUUUUCAGUGACGAGAAUCCACAUUUGUAUUUCAAGAUAAUGUAGUUUAAAAAAAAAGAAAAAACUUGAUGUAAAUUCCUCCUUUUCCUCUGGCUUAAUGAAUAUCAUUUAUUCAGUAUAAAAUCUUUAUAUGUUCCACAUGUUAAGAAUAAAUGUACAUUAAAUCUUGUUAA